AUGUCUCUUCUUCGGCAAGCGCUACAGGAUUUAGGCACCCUCCUUUUACCAGAGAUUGUGACCAUAGCAGACAUUGGAUGUUCCUCUGGGCCAGACACUACUUUAUUUGCAAUUACUGAAAUCACAAGUGCGAUUUCCGAAAGAUGCCGAGAGCUUGGUCGAGCAACCCCUGAAUUUCUUGUGUAUUUGAAUGAUCUUCAUGCAAUUGAUUUCAACAGAGUGUUCAAGUGUUUGCCAGAUUUCAACAAGAAGAUGCAGGAACAGCAUGGGCCUAUAUAUAUUUGCGGUGUUCCUGGGUCUUUCUAUGGGCGGAUUUUUCCAACACAAAGCCUGCAUUUUGUGCACUGUUCUUCUAGCCUCCAUUGGCUUUCCCAGGUACCUCCGGAAUUGUGUGACAAAGUAAAUCCAUUGAUAAACAAAGGGAAGAUAUUCAUUUCAAAAACAAGUCCACCUAGUGUCAUAGACGCUUAUAAGUAUCAGUUUGAGAGGGAUUUUUCUUCAUUUCUCAAGUCUCGCUCAAAAGAAGUAGUCUCUGGAGGCCGCAUGGUUUUUUCAUUGAAAGCCAGGAGAACAGAUGAUCCAACCCCAGAUGAAAGCUGUCUUCUUUGGGAUUACUUGGGAGAGGCAUUCCAGGAUUUAGUUGCUGAGGGGCUGAUCGAAGAGAAAAAGUUUGAUACGUACAAUACGCCAUACUAUGAACCAUACACAGAAGACGUAAAAGCAGAGAUAAAGAAGGAAGGAUCCUUCAUCCUUGAUCAUCUGAAGAUUACUGCAAUACCAUGGGAUGGUGCCAAUGGUGGAAACAAGUAUGACAGGACAAAAACAGCUGAAAUUAUGGGAAAGAUGAUAAGAGCAUUUAAUGAAUCGGUGAUUCAGAGCCAUUUUGGGUCUGAAAUUAUGGAUCGUUUAUUUCAAAGGUUCACUGAAAUCGUAGCCGCAGAUACAAAAGAAGUUGAACAUAUUGGUGCUGUUUUUUCUCUGAUUAGAAAAAGUCAUUGA
Messenger RNA from Pistacia vera, 999 nucleotides. RefSeq names its product jasmonate O-methyltransferase-like. The record is from RefSeq and is a predicted model, not a curated record. Lineage: Eukaryota; Viridiplantae; Streptophyta; Magnoliopsida; Sapindales; Anacardiaceae. The transcript has 3 exons. Bases 1 to 999 code for a protein of 332 amino acids. Gene Ontology annotation, molecular function: S-adenosylmethionine-dependent methyltransferase activity. Gene Ontology annotation, biological process: methylation.